Molecule: messenger RNA, 930 nt
Organism: Gekko japonicus
Lineage: Eukaryota; Metazoa; Chordata; Lepidosauria; Squamata; Gekkonidae
Product: olfactory receptor 51H1-like
Exons: 2
Coding region: 1-930 (309 amino acids)
Biological process (GO): G protein-coupled receptor signaling pathway
Cellular component (GO): membrane
Molecular function (GO): olfactory receptor activity; G protein-coupled receptor activity
Source: RefSeq, a predicted model, not a curated record
AUGGGGUGGCACCAGACCUUCAUCCUUGUUGGCAUUCCGGGCAUGCAGGAGUACAACUCCUGGAUGGCUUUCGCUCUCUGUCUGCUCUACCUCCUCACUCUCUUUGGAAACUUGACUAUCCUAUUUGUCAUCAAGACAGAGCAAAGCCUCCACAAUCCCAUGUACCUCUUCCUCUCCAUCCUCUCCUGCUCGGAUCUCAGCCUGGCCAUGUCCACCAUGCCAACAAUGCUGGGCGUUUACUGGUUUGACGCCAGAGAAAUCUCAUUCACUGCCUGCCUCACCCAGAUGUUCUUCAUUCACACAUUUGGGGUAGUGGAGUCUGGCAUCCUUGUGGCAAUGGCUUUUGACCGCUUCGUUGCCAUACGUGACCCCCUGAGAUACACCUCUCUCCUCCAAAAUUCAGUAAUUGGUAAAAUGGGACUUGCUGUCUUGGCCAGAGGUUUCUGCGUCUGCUUCCCAGCUCCCUUCCUGAUUAAACGGCUGCCCUUCUGCCAGUCCAAUGUGCUCUCUCACUCCUACUGCCUCCAUCAGGAUGCGAUGAAACUGGCCUGUGCAGACACAAGAGUGAACGUGUUGUAUGGACUGAUCAUAGUCAUUUGCACCUUCGGGCUGGAUGCUGUGGUCAUCUUAUUCUCUUACAUCCUCAUUCUGAAGACCGUUUUGAAUAUUGCUUCUCGCACAGAGCGUCUGAAGGCCCUGAACACUUGCGUCUCCCACGUGUGUGCCAUCUUGAUUUUCUAUGUGCCCCUGAUAGGUGUCACUGUGGUACACCGAUUCGCAAGACACCUCUCUCCCAUCAUUCCCAUGAUGAUGGCCAACAUUUACAUUGUGGUCCCGCCCUUUCUUAAUCCCAUUGUGUACAGUGUGAAAACACAGAAGAUUCGGCAAAGGAUACGCAAAAUGUUCCAGCAAAAGAAAAUCCGGAAUUGA